Molecule: messenger RNA, 498 nt
Organism: Lodderomyces jiufengensis
Lineage: Eukaryota; Fungi; Ascomycota; Pichiomycetes; Serinales; Debaryomycetaceae
Exons: 1
Coding region: 1-498 (165 amino acids)
Source: RefSeq, a predicted model, not a curated record
AUGUUUACGAAUGACAUAACUCGUAAUGCAAAUACGUUAGACUUGCAUCUCUCGGGUGAAUGGGAUACAAUAAGAGAUGAAAUUUCUAAGUUAGUAAAUAUGAGUCAAGGUUUAUGGAAAGUUCCAAGUUUAAUUAUUAAUUUUCGUGAAGAAGAUUCAAGCAAUGUUUCAGAAGAUUGUCCAGUUUUAUUAGAACAACUAUUCAGUUUUGUUCAAAAUGAUUCUAUUCGUGAAUUAUCAAUAUAUUUUAAUAAUUUUUAUCACGACCAUCUUAGACUUUAUGGUUCAUCUUCUAAACUAGAAAAAUUGGUAAAUUUAAAAAUUAAAACUGCGAGACUUGCUGAGUUGAAGUAUUUUUUGAGAUGUAUUAAUACCCUGCAAUUAACAUCUUUGUCUAUUACUUCAAGUGAACCACUUUAUUAUAGAGAUUUAGUUGAUAAUUAUACAUUAACUUCAAGAUUAUUAAAAAGUAAAAAUUUUCAUCUCAUGUCAGAUUGA